Molecule: messenger RNA, 1295 nt
Organism: Gekko japonicus
Lineage: Eukaryota; Metazoa; Chordata; Lepidosauria; Squamata; Gekkonidae
Gene: HOXA7
Product: homeobox A7
Biological process (GO): regulation of transcription by RNA polymerase II; anterior/posterior pattern specification
Cellular component (GO): nucleus
Molecular function (GO): RNA polymerase II cis-regulatory region sequence-specific DNA binding; DNA-binding transcription factor activity, RNA polymerase II-specific
Source: RefSeq, a predicted model, not a curated record
UGGGGUUUGGUGUAAAUCUGGGGGUGUAAUGUUAUCAUAUAUCACGCUACCUCGUAAAACCGACACCGAAGCCUACCGGACAACAAAUCACCUCAAAAUUAUGAGUUCUUCGUAUUAUGUGAACGCUCUUUUUAGCAAAUAUACGACGGGGGCCGCUUCGCUCUUCCAAAAUGCAGAGCCUACGUCCUGCUCCUUCGCUACCAACUCCCAGCGAGGCGGCUAUGGACCCGGCGCUAGCGCCUUCGCCUCCUCCAUGCCCGGCUUGUACAAUGUGAACAGCACCCUAUACCAGAGCCCCUUCUCCUCCGGAUACAGCCUGGGGGGCUCAGACGCCUACAACCUCCACUGCUCCUCCUUUGACCAGAACAUUCCCGUCCUCUGCAGUGACCUAACCAAAGCCAGCUGUGAGAAGGCGGAGGAAGGCAACCUGCACAGCCAGGCAGAGAGUAAUUUCCGGAUAUACCCCUGGAUGAGGUCCUCAGGUCCGGAUCGGAAGCGAGGGCGUCAGACCUACACCCGUUACCAGACCCUGGAGCUGGAGAAGGAGUUCCACUUCAACCGCUACCUGACCCGCCGGCGGAGGAUAGAGAUCGCCCAUGCCCUGUGCCUGACCGAGAGGCAGAUCAAAAUCUGGUUUCAGAACAGACGCAUGAAAUGGAAGAAGGAGCAUAAAGAGGAGAGCGCCGGGGCUGGGGCUGGCGCCGCCCCUGCCAACGACGGGACCUCCGCCACAGCCUCGGUGGAGAAAGUGGAGGAAGAGGAGGAAGACGACGAAGAGUAGCCGCCGGGCUUCUUCGUGGGUGGAUUCUGUCUGCACGUGGCAAACAAACAAACAAAAUUAUAAUAAUAGUAAUAAAGGAAGACCCUUGUAAUGGCCACUCAUAGUUCAAACGUCUUCUACUGGUCUUCCACAUCCCCAGAAUGCCCUAGAUUACGUCCUGUGUAAACUAGGAGUAAACUACUCACUACGCAACCUGGACCACUUUGGCCUGGGUUGGCCAGGUCUCUAUUUAAAGUGUUGCAUUUUUAAAACAGAUGAUACUGGUAUUGCUGACUGAAAGAAAAAAAAUUGGUUACUUGCACAUGUGGGGAGGAAUCCCUCAAACCCCCCCCCCCCACAAAAGUUAAGGCUUCCGAAUAAAACUACCUGACUGUAUUGGUCCCAAUCAGUCCCUAUGGGGCGGGAGUGCAUUAGGAUCAGUUCUUGCAAACUACCUAAUUAUUGACGGAAGGCCGAUGUCCUUCCAUUUCACUGUGGGGUGGGAGUUUUUGUUUGUGGUUAACAAAACCUGGGG